UAUUGAUUGGAUAUUUCGAGUUAUCUUGGCGCCAUGUCGCCAUUAAACUUCAACAAACUUCCAGCACACAUUUUCUCGUGUAGUGGGGGGCUUGAUUGACAUUGACACAGCUGAGCCCCGAACACGGCGACAGUAUAACUGCCCGCAACUUGAGCGCUAGCCAUGUUGUUCUAUCAAUGUAGAUUCAAGGCUUUUGCCCUCGACUUAUAACCCUUUCGUGGCAUUUUCAUACUCUCGGCAAGCACAUACCUUCCAACAUUGUUCAUCCUGAUUCAUAUGUCAUAUGUGGAAAAUAUUCUUCUGGUCCCAAGAUGGACUACUCUAGAGUAAACAAACACUUUACGAAGAAGAAUUCGUGAAUAACAAGAAGCGUACUUGGAAAACAAACUGCGAGAAAGAAGCCGAGCGAAUUCGUUUACUUCGUGAAAUUAUAUUCAACGAUCCAGACGACAAACACCUCGUGGAGAAACUGAGCAAAAGCAUUACUGCAUGGCGAACCACGAAGCACAUAAACAGCUCUCGCCCAACCGAGAACAUUCCAAGUCCUCGACAGAGCAUAUCUGAUUGCAUGAACGCAGUGAGUAGUUUGACCAGGAAUAACUCGGCUUCUCAAGAAAGCACACCCAACAUCAUGAACGCAACAAGUAGCUGGACCGAGAACAAUUCAAUUUCUCAAGAUAGCACACCUGAGAGCAUGAAUGUAGCAAGUAGCUUGGUCGGGCACAAUUCGGUUUCUCAAACGAGCACGCCCAACAGCACGAACGCAGCGAGUAGUGAGCCGGAGUCUCCUAAACAUUACGAACUCGAAAAUGACAUUAACGUACCUAUCAUACACUUCGAGAGCGGCAGAGGUGUCGAUCUAGAGGUUCCUCAAAGAAAGGGGUGGAAUCAGUUCCCGAACCAGAAAAUGCCCCUAAAGAACUUGCUAGAAGACCGAGGCGAUGAUAAUAUUCUCCGCAAAACACACAAUACCACUGGAGACCAUCUGACGUAUUUUCAUAUACCCUCAAAUAAUAUGAGUUGGGCUGAGUGUGCGAUCGGUCGAUACUUCGGUGAAGAGCCUCCAAAUUACCUUGAAACCAACCGCGAGUUGUUGCGCCAAAAGAGAUCCAGAACAUACAUGAUCCUUCGAGACCAAUACUGGCGCAGCCAGAUGCAUGGUGGCGAGCAACACAACCCACCACACGCAAGGCACAUGCGACCCCUCUGUGAGACGAUAUCAUCAGAUCCUAAGGAGGAAGAUAAAUUUCCGACCAAUAUGGUUCUUUUCAUGCCAUACCUUCAUUGGGAUACCUCCAGGAAAAGCCAGCAGUUCGCUGCGGAGAUUGGACGCAUAACCCUUGCAAACAAAGAAGAUGUUCCCAUUGAUGAAAAGAAGGCAAGGGAAGAACCAAGCAAGAUUCAUCGCCGAAUAUCGAUCAAACGAGUGGCAGCCUUGAUCAAACGAUUGCCGACAUUUUUCGAGAAGGACCCAAAACGUCCGCUUACUGUUGAGAAAUUUCCCCCUACCGAUAGUAAUGGCCGUGUUGAAGUCACAACGGCUCUAGGUCAGUGUUUUGUCGACGCCGCAAGACUUUAUGAAGGCAUGUCAAAUUACAGAGACAAGACACUACUUCGGAAAUAUUUGUGCCAAGAUCCUCCCCUACACCCACGUCGCACUCUGGAUCAGGCUUAUUACUGGACCCUUACUUCAACAGAUAAAAGGGAUAGGGAUCAAGUUGUAUACCGGCACACCACUACCAAACCCGAAUCUCUCCAUAGAUACGACCACAACAAAAAUCACUGGCCGAAACAUGAGGAAUUCGGUAUUAAACAGCGGUGUGAGGAAUGCACGAUGACAGCACGGAAACUAUCCCGAAUCGUAAUGACCGACCAACUCUGGAUGUGGAUAUUAGAUGCAAGAACGAUUAUUACCUGCUUUCCAAAACGAUAUGGCGCCAACAAGCAAGAUGCAUCAGGUGUCCAUAAAUCAAUCAGGGUUCAUUUUCAAGACAGCAGCCCAGACCAAAUCCGUACUGUUUUCGAUCUUGCUCUUGUUAUCAUUGACGAGUGUUCCAAUACACUCUUUGACAGAACCAAGACAGGGGAUCGACUGCCGCAAGUGCUUGAUGCUUUCUCAAAAGCCAUUGGUAGAGUUAUGCAGAAACAAACUGGAGCGUUUGAAAAACUAUGGCGCUGGACAGACGAUGCGAGCGAAGUUUACAGGUCCAGAGAAGGCAAUGCCUCCGGACUUCACGUGGCACUUCUCGAUAUCAACCCCGAAGGAAAACUCGAGCGAGAGAUAAAUGACAUUAUGGAGGAACUAGAUAUCAUGAUUCACAUUUUCAAGACCCAGGAAAAGACACUGAUAUCGUUCAUCGCGAAAGCCGAAACCAUACUUGACCCCUUUGGAUACUUCAGUAACGAUCAGAGAAGGGCGAUGAUAAGUAGAUAUCAUUGGAACAAGUCUGACCGGAAGCCUGCCCAUCUACGGACCCUGUGGGAAGCCAUUGAAGAAAAGAAGAAAGAUGACCCCGAGUUAAGGAAAAAGCGAGAUGACUACAACUGGUUUAAGCUUAAUGCCGACGAACGCUUGAAAGGCGUCAGGGGACGAAUCGAUGAACUCAAAGAAUUGCGCCGUAGUGCAGAAAACACCGCCGAGAGUGUCAAGGAUUUAUUGGCAUUGAAGCAACAGCAGGCUAGUGUUGUCCAAGCGUGGCAAGCCGUCAAGCAGUCGGAUGAGACAAUCAAGCAAGGCCGAUCUAUUAUGAUGUUUACACUCGUGACAAUCGUUUUCCUCCCACUUUCAUUCAUGUCCAGUGUUUUUGGGAUGAAUAAUACCGCUAUCACUUCUGAUAACACCUCAUUACACUUCGAAUUAGUGUACAUGUUCUCCAUUUCUGCUGGAGUCAUAUUCAUCACGUUACUCAUUGCAUUUGGCGACUGGAUCCGUGAAGGGGCCUUCUACCUCUGGAAGUGGCUGACCAUUCGGUUUCUGGUGCGCUUUGGUCUGUACGAGCAUUGGCUCAAUUUCGAAAAUGGGAGCAAUAAAUUCUACUCUGACAUAGAUGACAGCUCUCAUCGCCGCAUGAGGGACGCCAAGCUUGCAUGGCUCGAACAGAGGCGUCGAAGACGGGCUGCUGGUGGCAAGACAGAACAAGAAGAGCGUGCAGUCAUGAAAUCACCCUGGAGUGAUUAUUGGCGAUCUCGAAGUAACGAAAAUGGGGAUAGCAUGGGCCAGAAUGGGAAUGUAGAAGCUCAGAAUGGCGACGUGGAAGCUCAGCGCGGGCAUUAAAGAAAAAGAAUGGGCGCGGAUAUCAUGUCAUGUCUCAUUAGUAG
This is a messenger RNA of Hypoxylon fragiforme, 3318 nucleotides long. RefSeq lists its product as uncharacterized. Gene Ontology annotation, cellular component: membrane. The record is from RefSeq and is a predicted model, not a curated record. Gene Ontology annotation, molecular function: metal ion transmembrane transporter activity. Gene Ontology annotation, biological process: metal ion transport; transmembrane transport. The transcript is spliced from 11 exons. The coding region runs from base 569 to 3274 and encodes 901 amino acids. Lineage: Eukaryota; Fungi; Ascomycota; Sordariomycetes; Xylariales; Hypoxylaceae.